Armigeres subalbatus is the source of this 678-nucleotide messenger RNA. RefSeq lists its product as uncharacterized. The coding region runs from base 1 to 678 and encodes 225 amino acids. The transcript has 3 exons. The record is from RefSeq and is a predicted model, not a curated record. NCBI's taxonomy places the organism in Eukaryota, Metazoa, Arthropoda, Insecta, Diptera, Culicidae.
AUGCAGCAAACUGUAUUCGGGACCAAGCUGCUCCAAGGAUCAGGCGAUUUAGAACUUUCUUCAGAGGGGAAGAAGUUCGUCACAGAUGAAGUAGCACGAUACCACCUCUCAAGGAAACGUAAGACUACCUCUGAGCAAUUGGCAGAGUACGCUUCGGUUAUCGUAAAAGUUUUCCGAAAAGAACAAAAGGACACGUACUUUAUAUCAAAAAAGGGAAAUCCGGGCGGAAAAUUAUACAGCAGGAUAAACUAUAUAAGGCAGAGUGACCGCAAGAAGCUUCAGGCGGAAGACAACCGCCAAACGUCUACUGGAAUUCUGAAAAACACGUACUCAACAGAAACGUUGAAAGCAGUUUCAUGGCUGCAACUGAAUCACAUGCCGUGGGCUAGCGUAUUAUGCUAUUGGGAAAUCUCUUUUCCGGCCAGAGAAGAACUGCUUCAAGAUCAGAAAAAAAUAGCAAAGCUUCUGAAAAAAUACCCACACCUGGGGAAAGAGUUCGGAUUCCAACUUAUUGAUAUCGAUUACCGUUUGUUGGGAUUUGGCGAACAGUCCGGAUGUCAAGAAAAGUGGGAACAAUUGAUUGAUCCGAUCAGCAAAUAUAUUGCGAAAUACGGCAGAGAUGUUUCAACAACAGUUUUAUUACCUGUGAUAACUAACGCUGAACUUUCGCUUGGUUAG